Molecule: messenger RNA, 4144 nt
Organism: Condylostylus longicornis
Lineage: Eukaryota; Metazoa; Arthropoda; Insecta; Diptera; Dolichopodidae
Product: potassium voltage-gated channel subfamily KQT member 1-like
Exons: 10
Coding region: 791-4000 (1069 amino acids)
Biological process (GO): transmembrane transport; potassium ion transport
Cellular component (GO): membrane
Molecular function (GO): voltage-gated potassium channel activity
Source: RefSeq, a predicted model, not a curated record
AACUAAACGAAAAAUAAAAUACAAUUUAAAAACCCAUAAUUUUCUACAAAUAAACAAUAAAAUUAUAAAAACCGGAAAAUAGCAAUUAAAUUUUUCUCUCCUUUGCCGAAAUUAAUCGAAAUGCGGCCGAAAAAUUAAUCAAAAUUCAAACAAAAGAAAAUAUUUUGCUCAAAAUAAUAAAAAAAAAGUCACCUAACCUAGUCAAAAUAAUUACGAAAAUAAACGGAAGCAUCGAAGAAAUUCAUAUAUCAUCUGGCAAUACUAACAUAAUAAAUGACCAUUAAAACAAAUCCGUCCAGAAAAAUUAAACUCAGAUCACAAAACUAAAAAUACCAAUGGAAAAUUUUUUUUUAUUAAUUGUAAAUUAGAACCACAAGAAAAAAACCAUCUAAAUGGCAGAAUACAACGUUAACUAUAAAUUAUUCAAUUCAAAAAAGUAUUGCCAGACUAGAAAAAUAUCUAAAAAAUUCAUUGUUUCAAUAAAAAGAUGAUACAAUUUUAUAAAUGUACAGAACCGUUUCAAAAAGUAGUGACACACAAAUUGACUAAAACUUUUCAAAAAAUAAAAAAAAAAUCAUAGAAAAAGUGUGCAAAAUUUGUGAAAAACACAAAAAAAAAAAUAUCCGAAAAGCAAUAAAAUCCGGAAACAAAACUUUAAAAAAAAAAAAUUUAAAUUAAAAAAAAAAAACAAUUCCUGCUAUUUUAGAUACCUUUUUUGAAUUUCACUUAAUAAAAGGGAAAAAAAACAAUUCUAAAUGCAGUACAACCACCGUCAGCUUGUUAAUAUCAAAUGCUGUCGGUUGUUUUAAGUUUAACAACGAUAACAAUGAAUCGAGGGGAGCAAGAAACUCUCUUCAGGCAGUCACAUAAUAUCAGACUGCUACAAAAUGAAGCAAAAGCUGUACGACAGUUAUUAAAUACAAAUUUUGAUGGUGGUGGUAAUUUAAACCGUUUUGGUACAACAUUAUCACCAACAUCAACUAUGACAUCAUUACAAACUGCAUCAGCAAUACAACAACAGCAUCAACGUAAUCGCGGUUUUUCAUAUGGUAAUAUACAUCAAGUUAGUAAUUUAUAUUCACAAUCAUAUAAUUCACGUUCAUUUGGUGAAGAUAGACCAUUUGGUAGUGGUCCAUCAGAUGAUUUAGUAUUAUCUGUAUUAAAAACACCACUUAAAGAAUUACCCCAACCAUCAAUAGCAACAACAAUGACAACAGCAACAUCAUCAACAACACCAAGUCAACAUUCAUGCGCAUAUACAGCAUUACAAGGUUCUGAAGAUGAAUUAGUUGAUGAUAUUGAAUCAGCUGCAACACCAGAUAUAUUAGAAACAAAAAAUCAUUAUCAUCAUUCAAAUGAAACACAUCAUCAUACAUCAUCAUCGAAAUCACCAUUUAAUUUUUUAAGAAGGUUUCGUCCCGGACGUGGCGGACCACGUUUUGAAGCACAUCAUAGACGUGUACCGACACCGAUUCGCCGUAAGAGUCGUGGUCGUAAUAAAUUAGAUACCGAUGAUAUAUUAGAUAAAUUAGCAGCGGAAAGAGAUGAUGACCUUGAUGGAGCUGAAGAAAAUGAUCCAACAUUACCACAAGAUCCGACUGCACCAACUGGUAUACCAGAUCCAUAUUAUCCUAUUGCACUGCCAAUUGAUCAAGCAUUCAAAGCCAAAUAUGUUUUCCAUCAUCGACGUGGUAAAACAUUUCAAGAAAAAUGUUAUGUAUUCCUUGAACAUCCUGGCGGAUGGUGUUGUUUUAUGUACCAUUUUUCAGUAUUUCUAUUAGUAUUAGUCUGCCUAAUAUUCAGUGUCCUUUCCACAAUAGAUACAUAUCAAGAUUUUGCAAAUGAAACACUCUUUUGGAUGGAAAUAUGUUUAGUUGUAUUUUUUGGUGUUGAAUAUAUUGUUAGAUUAUGGUCAGCCGGAUGUCGUUCAAAAUAUAUGGGUUUUUGUGGUAGAUUACGUUUUAUAAGGAAACCAAUUUGUAUUAUUGACUUAAUUGUUGUGGUUGCUUCCAUGGUAGUUUUAUCAGUUGGUUCUAAUGGACAAGUGUUUGCAACAAGUGCUAUUCGUGGUAUACGAUUUUUGCAAAUUCUUCGUAUGUUACAUGUUGAUCGUCAAGGUGGUACAUGGCGUUUAUUAGGCUCAGUAGUUUUUAUUCAUAGACAGGAAUUAAUUACAACAUUGUAUAUUGGAUUUUUGGGAUUAAUAUUUAGCUCAUAUUUUGUAUAUUUAGCGGAAAAAGAUGCUGAACCAGAUGGUAAACGUAGUGAUUUUCGUUCAUAUGCUGAUGCAUUAUGGUGGGGUGUUAUUACGGUAACGACAAUAGGUUAUGGUGAUACAGUGCCACAAACAUGGAUGGGAAAAAUUGUAGCAUCAUGUUUUAGUGUAUUUGCGAUAUCAUUUUUUGCAUUGCCAGCUGGUAUUUUGGGUAGUGGUUUCGCUUUAAAAGUACAACAAAAACAACGUCAAAAACAUUUUAAUAGACAAAUUCCAGCAGCUGCUAUGUUAAUACAAUGUUUAUGGCGUUGUUAUGCAGCUGAUAAAAGUUUUCAUAGUGAAGCAACAUGGUUAAUACAUGUCAAACAUGAUAGUGAUUCAGCACAAAAUAAUUCAAAUACAGUAUUGCCAACACAAUUAGGAAAGACCCUCAUGGUACAGGUUGCCAAACGUGGUGCAAGUGUUUUGAAACGAAGGAAAUCAAGAAAUCGUAUGGAUGCUAAUCAACAACAGCAAUCAUCCCAAAAUCAACAGCAGACAACAACGACAUCAAGGACACAAACACCUCCUCCAAAUAGUAUGAUAGCAUCUGGUACAAAUGUUGGUAACGAUGGUAGUGGUAAUACUGGUAGUGGUCCAGGAAGUGGUACUGGUACUGGAUCCAAUCAACAACCAAUUAGAAGUGAAUCAAAUGAUGGUGAUGUUGUAUUUUAUGUUGAAGAACCAAGAGCAGGAACACCAAAUCGAGUUCGAAAAAAUGAACAAAUUACACGUGCCCCAUUUGUUAGUCAAAAUAGUUCUGUAACAGAAGCACCAAGUGAUGAAGUUGAACCAGAACAAGAGCAAGAUGAAGAUCCGGAACCGGCUAGAGUAACUACUUUAACAGAAGCUCAUCGUAAUGCAAUUAGAGCGAUAAGAAAAAUUAAAUAUUUUGUAGCGAGAAGAAAAUUUCAGCAAGCUAGAAAACCGUAUGAUGUACGUGAUGUUAUAGAACAAUAUUCUCAAGGACAUUUAAAUAUGAUGGUUAGAAUAAAGGAAUUACAACGACGUUUAGAUCAAACAUUAGGUAAACCAGGUAGUUAUUAUGCUGGUAUCGAUAGAGUAGGUAAUGUUAAACCAAUGACUGUUGGUGCACGAUUAUAUCGUGUUGAACAACAAUUAUUUAAUAUGGAAAAGAAAUUAGAUCAUAUGAUGCAUGCAAUAAAUAGUUUAACUGUAAGAGCAUUAUCGAAUGCAGCAAGUACUACAAAUUUAUCUGGUUACGGUCAAUUGCAAGCAUAUCAAACACAACCAAAUCAAUUAGUUUCAGCAUCAUCAACAGUAACACUUGCUGCACAUCAAAUUGCACCUGCAGCAACAACAAAUACAAUAGGUAGUAUUAUAUCACCAAUACAAAGUGGUAAUAUUAAUAACAAUAGUGGAAUUGGAACUAGUACUAUUAGUAAUGAACAAAAAUUUUUAAAUGAUAUACAAAAUAAUAUAAGCACAACAAUACCUGGUAAUAAUUUAAAAAAUAAUUUAAUAAAUGAUAGUGAUCCAUUAAGUGGGACAAUUAUAGUUACGGGAAUAUCAUCAUCAAUACCAUCAUCAUCAUCAGUAGUUACAACAGGUACAGCAUCAACAACAAUAAAUAAUGAUAAAUCUGGUAGCCGUUUAUCAUCAUUACCAUUAUCAAGUACUGAAAUAUCAACGUCUCCACUACUACAACAACAGCAACAACAACAAGCAAUUGCAACAGCAGCAGUAGCAAAUGUAACACAAAAAAUUUUAGAAGAUGAUGUGUAGGAUUUAUGUUCCCUUCCCCUACCUCCCAAACGUCAGUCAAAUUCACAUACUGAAGUUUUAUUGUAGUAAUUAUUUUAUGUUAUACUUUUAAGUAUAAUUUAGUUAACAUAUCGUUUAUUGUUAUUUUUAUACAAAAUAAUUUUA